Molecule: messenger RNA, 5140 nt
Organism: Loxodonta africana (African savanna elephant)
Lineage: Eukaryota; Metazoa; Chordata; Mammalia; Proboscidea; Elephantidae
Gene: GNRH2
Product: progonadoliberin-2
Exons: 3
Coding region: 4536-4865 (109 amino acids)
Biological process (GO): multicellular organism development
Cellular component (GO): extracellular region
Molecular function (GO): gonadotropin hormone-releasing hormone activity; gonadotropin-releasing hormone receptor binding
Source: RefSeq, a predicted model, not a curated record
UCUGCUCCCUGUACAUCUUUGGUACAGUGGUCUCAGCCAGCGUCACUCCCUGAGGACACAUUCUCACUGAGCUGCUGAAGUGCAGGGGUGCAGGAGAGAGGAGAGGUAGCUUGGCUCAGGGGCUGAGGCCAGUCUGACUUUUCAGUCCCUGGUGCUUUGCUACAGAGCUGUCUAGACUGAGUCUCUCUCUCCAGAACAGGUCUUUAUAUCCACCUUGAUUGUGUUAAAUAGCUUCCAUUGCCUUUCAUAUCUGUCCUCAUUUUCAGGACUUUUAUGUGGAAGUGCCUCAGAUCUAGAGUGGGAGUUUCAGAUCCAACAUGAAUGCGAGCCCAACAUAUUGGACAAAAGGCUAGGCUGAGGCAUAGUGGGAGUUUCAGAUCCAGCAUGAAUUCGAGCCCAACAUAUUAGACAAAAGGCUAGGCUGAGGUAUUUGAGAGCCCAAAGAUUCAUUUAUUUCUCACAUAACAGCCUACCCAGUCCAGAGACCCGUAUCGUUCUGUCUUGUGACUUCACUAUCCCUCAGAAUGUUGUUCUUGUCCUCAUGGUUGAAGCUGGGUCACUGCCAUGUCCAUGCUCCAACCGAGAAUGGGGAAAGAACAGGGAGGGCAAGCAACUUCGUUUUUCAGGACUUUGGUGUGUUUUAGGCAAAAGUUGCACUUUUCAUUUGCACUCAUCCCAUUGGCCACAAUCUAGUCACGUGGCUACACCUAGCUGCAGCAGGUGCUGGGAAAUGUGGUCUUUAGCUGGGGACACAGUUGGGAGGGCUCAUCACAGGAGUGGGGGAGUUAACUGGUUCCCAUGGUGGUGCAGGGCAGAGAGGGCCCUGCAACUAGAGGGAGUGAGCAGCAGAGCCAGCCCAAGGGCCACCCAGCCAUGAUGCUACCCCCCAGGACUUCAUCCUCACAUCCUGGGCUCCUCAGAGGCUGUCAGGAGUGAGAGUGGGACCCCACCCUCAGAGGUCAGAGCCACUGUGCUUCUAGAGGAGGCGGGGCUUGAACUGGACCUGAGGGAUUCUAGACAUUCAGAUGACUGAAAAGGAGGACAGGUCAAGUGGAGCCGCGUUGCAGAGGGCCUCAGAGUCCCACAAACGGUAAAUAUUCAGCAGCUCCAAGAGGGGAGCCAAGUUCUGCACCACAUAUUCAGGAUGCUGGAGUGAAGGAGGGCGGUGUGCAGGGGGACCGAGGAAGCCUGCGGGAGACAUAGCACUGCGACAGACCACCUCUGGAAGCUUGUGAGAGCUGAGCAUGAGGCACGUGAGAGGCAUCCAGUCUUUCUGUAGGAACUAAGGAACUCCGAGAGGCGGUAAACUGAAAACUCAGUAGUUUCAAAUGAAGGAAAGGCAGAGUCAGGGAUUUCUGUUUGGGGAGGAGACCUUGCAGGCUAUCCUGUGGUGCCUCUGGGAGACCAAAUCCAGGGAGAUGGAGGACGGCGGGUGUUGGAUCAGCAAGUCAUUCAGCAAACAAGCAAGUCCAUUCUCGAGUGCUGCCUCCUUCUCAUCUUGCAUCACUCCCUCACCUCUGGCUGGUGUGGAGCAGGUACCCACGGUGUGGCCUGGCCAGUUGUGUGCUGCAGUCCAUGGUGAUUUACCUCAGCUCUCUGCUCCCCUUCUCAUCCUUACCUUACAGUGUAUCCUCCAUCCCUCCCUCUUCACAACUUUACUUUUCCUUGUAUUAUUCAGGGUUUUCCAUUUCCUUCAUAACUCUCCUCCGCCAAACAUGCCAGUCUCUUUAUGGUAGACAUCUUUAAAAAGUCCAGUACUCACCCCCCUUGUGCUCCCUUCACUGCCACGUCAUCUGGUACUAAACCCCAGGAACCCGUUGCCUCUGCUCACCGACUGCCCCAUCGGUGGUGGUGGUUUUUGUAACUCAUCCUGACCCUUUAGCUGCUGCUUGGAGGUCUCCUUCCUCAGGUCAAGACGCCUGGGGUCUGCGUGUCCUGCUUCCUGCACCUCUCUCUCCUGUGCUCUUGGCAUUCAGGGGUUCCACCUCAGCCUCCACCGUCCCCUUGGUCCUUUUCGCCAGCAUUCUCUGCUCCUCCCACCCCACAUGUGGCAGCCCAGCAGCUUCUCCAUUUUGUUUCUUUGGAUCACCCUGCUGCCAUCCCCCGUUUCCAGGCCUCUGGCUAACUAACCUCUUCUCAUCCUUCACCGGGGCCACCUGGUCAAGGUCAUAUCCCUCCUCUGCUCCAAGGGCACCCCUUUUCUAUUCAGCUCUGAGCCUCUGCUUUCAGCACCGGCUAGGAGCAUCACCCCAACGGGAACGAUCUCGUGUCCUCCGGGCCGAGCAUGAGGAGGAGCUCAGUGCUGAAGAAAUGACCCUGUGCUCUGCCCAGAGGGAUACAAAGAUGAAUUCCAGAGUUGAUAAUCUGGAAGGAGACAUCAGAAUUUCAGAAGAGCCAUUCCUGUUGCCAGAAAGAAAGGGACCAGAGGCCCUGGCAGGAGCAAAGGCCUCAAGCUGAGCAGCUUAGUUGCUCUGGUUUCGGUUUUUCAGGAAAAGCCAUAAUCAAACUACAGAAAAAAUAAAGGUGCCCCCAUCCCUCUUUUAAAACAAAUGCCAGGGACUUUGAAUAAAACAUUCUAUAAAUCCAAACCAGAACUAAGCUAGUUUAUUGAACUCAAAGUGUCAUUUUUAAUAAACAAAGCAGAUAUUUUCCCAGAAACCAGCUCAUUAACCAAUAUAUACAGAAAGUCUAUUUCCCAAAACAGUUUAACUGAACAUAUAGUCCACGCAAGUAUUUCAUUCAUUUCGAGUCUCUGUUAAAUAAGUCAGUUUGGAAAUUCACAUGUGCCUGUCCUGCUGGAAGCCCAGGUGCCUAUGACUGACUGUGGCCCAGUGGGCCACCACCCCUUCCCCCCACUCCCCUGCUCUGCUUUUUGCAACAGGAUAUGACUCACAGAGACUUUAGCCACCACAAUGCCAAGCCUGACCCUGGGGCUCACGUUUACUGCCCAACUCAAGUGUGGAGAUUAGUUAUUAACCCUGUAAACAGGCCUCUGACCCCUGGAAGCUGGGCUGGCGGUACAGAGCUGAGCCUGUGACGCAGACUGGGAGGCAAGGGGCUAGGGCCUUUUCAAGCAACCCAGGGCAUCUGUCCUGGGUGAGCACUUGAGGGGCAGAAUUACUCCCACCCUUUGCUGUUGGCUCCACAGAGGCUGCGCUGCCCCCUCAGUUGCCCCGCGACACACACACACACACCUACCUGGGUGGAGAGACCACUCAUGGCAGAUAAUGACCUAUCCAAACCUGCUCCCACCUGGAGGGACCCAGCUGGUACCCAGGUGUGUGCAUGAGAAUUUCCCACCCAGACCAUCUUACAGAUGGACAAGAUCAGUGGGGGUGGAGGGGGUCACAGCCUCCUUUCCCCAGAUCUCUUACCAGGCUGCUGAGCUUCCCUUUGGCCCCCACUGGAGGUCCCCUGAGUUGGGUGGGAGUUGGAAUCCCCAGGUAUUGCCCUCUCCAGACCACACUUAAACUUUUUAGGCCAGAGGGCUCUUCAGGGCUGUAGAGCAGGAGCUUGAGGGUACACCCCAGGAAGUGGGAAGAUGAGGCUUGGUGCAGGCCAGGCUGGAGCAGGAACUCCAGGGACUUGAGGCUUGUGGGAUAGUGGACAGGGCUGCAUCUGCCUGGUGACCCCAGGGCAGGGCUGCCUGGUGUGCUCAGGGAGUAGAUGCUGGGGGAAAGCUGGCUGGCAAGCUGCCCCCCCUCCAGUCUUUCAAGAUGUCACUGGAGUCUGGGUUGGUGGGGGCAAGGGGUGGAGCUGCACAUCCAAUAAAUCCAAGGGCCUCUGGCUGGGGUCUCGCUGCUGCAGGAGGAGCCACCUUGUCCACAGCUGUCCCUCGGUGAGUGAGGGGGCUGCCCGCCCCAUGGCCUGGGUGGAUGGUGCACUGCCCCUCUCCCCCUUCCCAAGCCCCUCCAGCCACACUUGCCCUAGAAGAGCCUCUUUUCCUUCCUCUUCCCCACAACUUCACUGUCCAUUCCUUUGCCUGCUGCCCUGGCACGGGAAGGACAGGGGUAGAAACACCACCACGUAUGCUACACCCCUAACUACCGUGGGGGAGCUAUGGCAGGCAGCAAAGAAACGGGGCCAAGGGUCUCCCAGCACUGGGUGCCCCCAGCUCUCACAGGCACCGAGAUUGCCGCCUGUCCCCGUGGGGAACUCCCCUGGCCGACCAGCCAUCAGCCUGAAGUCUCUUCCCCUCCCCAACCUUCCUUUUGAUUUUGGAACUCCCUGAAGGAAGGAGGGGUGAGCUGGACCAACGGGGAGGACCCUCAGAACCAACAGGCUAGGUAGCCUCUGUGUCCCGGUGUUGCACAGCCUCCUGGGAGAAGGCUGGUACCCUGGAGCAUCCUCCUUCCUGACCUGGUCAUGGACCUCUCAGGGCUCAGACUCCUGCAGGCUUAAGAUGAGGUGCAGAGGCACAAGAGUAAGGGCCACCCCUGAUGUGCCAGCUUUCCGAGGGGAACCUAGACAAGGGGGUAUGUGUGAGGGUGUCAGACUCCUGAGUGCUGUCCACUGUCUGUGGGAGCAGCCCUGCCAUGGCCAGCUGCAGGCUAGACUUCCUCCUGCUGCUGCUGCUGCUGACGGCCCACCCCACACCCUCGAAGGCUCAGCACUGGUCCCAUGGCUGGUACCCUGGAGGGAAGCGAGCCUCUGUCACACCCUGGGGCCUCCAGCUGGCCCCUGGGCUCCCAGGCAGCCCACACCAGACUGCCCGAAGCCUCCCCAGCGGUGCCCUGACUCCCCCUGAGGACCUUGUGCCCUGGGAGGGCACGGCCGUGGCUCAGCCGCCCCUCCGUGGGAAGCAGCGCCUGGUGCAGCCCUUGUUGACUGGACUCCGAGCGCCGCGCCGACCCGUCCUCCAAUAAAAGUGUGAGGUGCCGAAGCUGUUGCCUCGAGUCCUCGCCUUCGUCCCCUCCCUGUCUCACCCCCGCCUGAGACCAUUCCCCGCGUGGGGGCCGGAGGGGCGACCGGGCAGGACAGGGUCUGCAGGAAGGGCUCAGCUAGAGCCCGAGGGCGGGGGGGGCUGCCUGAGAAGAUCCUCAGGGUCGCAGCGCCACCUGCGCAGCGCGAUCGGGUUGGAGAGGGCGACCAAGGGACAAGCCCACACUCCAGCGCCCCUUCCGGAGGGUGGGGAGGCGGA